Messenger RNA from Talaromyces amestolkiae, 2397 nucleotides. RefSeq lists its product as uncharacterized. Gene Ontology annotation, biological process: piecemeal microautophagy of the nucleus; exocytosis; endocytosis. The transcript has 7 exons. Lineage: Eukaryota; Fungi; Ascomycota; Eurotiomycetes; Eurotiales; Trichocomaceae. The record is from RefSeq and is a predicted model, not a curated record. Gene Ontology annotation, cellular component: intracellular membrane-bounded organelle; cytosol; membrane. Gene Ontology annotation, molecular function: sterol binding. Bases 1 to 2397 code for a protein of 798 amino acids.
AUGAGAGUCAGAGUUCGGGGCCCCACCGGCCAAAACACCAUUACUUUCGAUCAGUCCACCACAGUCGCCGAUUUCAUCCAACUCAUCAAGGACAACACCGGACUCAGCGCAUUUGAGAUCAAAUAUGGCUACCCAAAUUUACAACCUCUUCGACUGGAAGAGCACGAUUCUACCCAGGGAAUCGCCGAGAUAGGCGUGAAUCUCAACGGAGAGCAACUCAUUGUCACCAGCAAACAACCGACUGAACCGGCGGUAUCACAACCACCAGCGACAUCGCAAGCCACGCCACAAAAAUCGCAGCAAACUCAACAACCAUCGCGUGUCACGCCAGAAGAAGACACUGAACCGCCCGAAGUACCACUCGCCGAAUAUGGAGGAACUGUCGUGCUACGAAUCAUGCCUGACGACAACUCCUGUCUCUUUCGAGCUGUCGGCGGCGCAAUCAUAGGGGGAAUGGACACAAUGACAGAACUACGCUCGAUUGUGGCGCAAACUAUCCAAGCACAACCAGACAUAUACAGCGAUGUGGUCCUUGAGAAGAAAAGAGAUGACUACUGUCGAUGGAUCCAGAGCGAGAAUUCGUGGGGUGGUGGUAUAGAGCUCAGCAUUCUCAGCAAGCAUUUUGGCAUUGAGAUUUGCUCAAUCGACGUACAGACAUUGCGAGUGGACCACUUCAACGAAGGACAGCCUACGAGAUGUUUUGUGGUUUAUUCUGGCAUUCACUAUGAUAUGAUUGCCUUAUCGCCGUCGGAUCCUCCUUAUUCCCAUGCCAACGCACCACCGGACUUUGAUACACGGAUAUUCGAUGCGGCGGAUCCUGUCAUAAUGGAGAAAGCGUUGGAGCUAUGUCGUUUGUUCUAUCGCAUCUCGUUUGACACUGUCUCGUGCCAAUGCGAACUAAACGUCCCCGCUGUUGACAUCAUUGGCACUGUUGCUUAUCGUCGAUUCAUUCUGAAUGCUAACGUCUUCACAAUAAUAGUCGAUUUCUUCUCGAAUCGUCAUAAUACAUCUACCGACUCGUCUCUUCGCCGUACACCGCUCGAGCUCGAAUUUACCCGAUCGCAAACAAUCAACAUGUCAGACUCUAGCGCUGUCGCCGAAAAGGGUCACGAUGAUUCCUCGAAGCUAAAGACAUUUCUAUCUAUCCUCCGCAAAUUCGUCGGAGUUGCAGACAUUGCGUCUGUCCGAUUUUCUCUCCCCGCACAACUUUUGGAGCCCACGCCGAAUUUAGAAUACUGGAACUAUUUGGACCGGCCGGAGACUUUUUCAAGUAUUGGUACAUCCGAUGACGAUCUCGGCCGUAUGCUGGAGGUUCUGCGAUUUUGGUUCACAAAAGAUUUGAAAUACAUCAAGGGCAAGCCAUGCAAGCCAUACAACUCGACGCUGGGAGAAUUCUUUAGGGCUUAUUGGGAAGUUGACAACACAUCAACCCCAGUUCUACCUUCAUCCAAACCCACAAAUGGCACUGUUUCGACGGAUGGCACUGCUAAAGUCUGCUUUCUCACUGAACAAACAUCCCAUCAUCCUCCAGUCUCAGCUUUCUACAUUGAUUGUCCGGAACGCGGGGUCUCAGCCCGUGGCUUUGACCAGAUCAGCGCAAAGUUCACAGGAACCAGCAUUCGCGUUGGCCCUGGUCAGCACAAUCUCGGUAUAUUCGUGAAUCUCGCGAAUCGCGACAAUGAAGAAUACCAACUCACACAUCCUGCUGCUCAUCUCAGCGGACUGUUGCGUGGCUCGCUCUACAUCUCCGUGGCAGAUAGUUGCUAUAUCACAUGCCCAAAGACCAAGAUCAAGGUCAUUCUACAAUAUUUAGAAGAUGGUUGGGUGUCCAAGGCGCACAGCCGCGUUGAGGGAGUCAUAUUCCGCUACGACCCCGACAACGACUCCAAAAUGAAAAUUAAAGACGUCCCAUCCAACGAUGUGCUGGCUCGUAUCAAUGGCUGUUGGCGCGAACAAAUCUACUACACCCUUACCUCUGCCGCAAUUUCCGGCAGCGGCUCUUCCAUCUCGUCUCGCUCUUCCACCACCUCCUCCUCCGAAUCCAACAAACCCCAACUACUAAUCGACCUCGUCCCUCUCACAGUCGUCCCCAAGUCUGUGCCCCCCGAAGAAGUCCAGCUAUCGAAUGAAUCCCGCAAAUUUUGGUCCGGCGUCACAUCCUCCAUCCUAUCCAAACAAUUCAGUCAAGCCACAAAACUAAAACAAGAAAUCGAAGAACGGCAACGCGUCAAAGCAGCGGAGCGAGAAGCGAAAGCCGAGAAGUGGAAACCUCGUUUCUUUACUGAUGCUGUUGGGCCGCUCGGUAGACCGGAUUUGACGGAUGAUGGUCGCAAGGCGUUGGAGAGAAUGUUUCAAGGCGAUUUCGAGUUGGAGGAGAGCCAGGUAACGGGUGCUUAG